CGUCUCUUUAGUUAAUAGCUGUGGUUAAUAGUUAACAUAAAAAACAUCAACAUUUUUCUUAAAAAUUUAUAAUUCAAAUCCACUGAUUCAACAACGAUUUUUUACCUGUUUUUACUUAUAGAAUGGAUAAAAGCAGGGGCAGAGACCAUAUAAAGAACAAAGCAAAAUACAAAGGCAAUACAAAAAAGAACCCGAAAUAUGUUCCAUCUAAAUCUAAACCUAAUUUAGAGUCAAACUGGGAUCGCUAUGAUGAAGAGGAAGAGACUAAACAAAAUAAAACUGAUCUUAACUUAGAAUCAAAUUGGGCACGCUAUGAGGAGAAACAGCCUAUACACGACCCCCAUUUAACCAGUAGCACAGAUUUCUCAUUGCUGGCUAGUUUGCCCAUAUCGGCCGGCAGUCAUUUUCAAUAUAAAUUCGAUGAAAACGAUAAAAAACUCGAGGGCAUAUUCUGUUUGGACGUGGAUCUAUUGCAUAAAAGUAUUUUAACUGUGCCGCUGUAUGAAAGAAUAGGUAUAUCAAAACAGUAUUUUGAGGAUGAGGAGGUUAAAUCUAUGGAUGCUGAUGCCGAUCAAAGUUUAGUAUGUUAUAAAGAAUAUAUUGAUAGUAUAAGUACAUCAGAGGAGCAAACCAAUUGUUCAAAUAAAGAAAAAGUGCCCGAAGUAGAUAAAAAUGAGGUUAAGAGAAUAGAUGUUCAACAAAAAGCUGCCAAUGAUUUUCAGGAAAACAAUGAAGAUUUGGAACAGUGGUUAGAUGAUAUUUUAGAUGAUUAAAGUAUUGUCUUUUAUUAAUUGUUAUUUUUAAAUAUAUUUCUUAUUUUAA
Sitophilus oryzae (rice weevil) is the source of this 822-nucleotide messenger RNA. RefSeq lists its product as uncharacterized. Lineage: Eukaryota; Metazoa; Arthropoda; Insecta; Coleoptera; Curculionidae. Gene Ontology annotation, biological process: negative regulation of G2/M transition of mitotic cell cycle. The record is from RefSeq and is a predicted model, not a curated record. The transcript has 4 exons. Bases 123 to 773 code for a protein of 216 amino acids.